AUGGCUAUUAGAUACCUGAUCCUGCUCUCGCGGCAGGGCAAAGUGCGACUCGCGAAAUGGUUCACCACCCUCUCGCCAAAGGACAAAUCCAAGAUCGUCAAGGAUGUCUCGCAAUUGGUGCUGGCCCGUAGGACACGCAUGUGCAAUUUCCUCGAGUAUAAAGACACCAAAGUAGUCUACCGCCGUUACGCCUCGCUCUUCUUCAUCGCCGCCGCAGACAACACGGACAACGAACUCAUCACCCUUGAAAUCGUGCACCGCUAUGUCGAGCAAAUGGACAAAUACUACGGCAACGUCUGCGAACUGGACAUUAUCUUCAACUUUCAAAAAGCAUACUUCAUCCUGGACGAGCUAUUAUUGGCAGGCGAAUUGCAGGAAAGCAGCAAGAAGAAUGUGCUUAGAGUGAUUGGUGCACAAGACAGUCUGGAGGACAUGGAGUAUUUACAGCUUCGCGACUUCGAUACAGUGACGAAUGCGCUGAACUUCUCUACGCCAGACUGCCACGUCAUUGGAGGAUGUGAUCUGUACACCACAAAAGCAGCUGGCAGCGACAAGAAGCUGUAUAAGAACAUCGAGCAUAGUCUCGAAUCACAAUAUGAAUCCCUGGUCAGGCUAUCUGCAUCGCUGAGUCCGCCCUACCGUUCUGCGGCCAGCGAUGAUGGCAAAAGCAGCGAGAAAGGCAGUAGUAGCAGGAACAAGCGAAGUCGAACGGUAGAGGCACCGGAGAUUGACCUCUCGCGGGCAUCACCAUUUGGUCCACUCAGUCAGAUCAAUGCACGACGAACAUUUGCCUACCUGAUCGCGACAUUGAACGCAUCACACCCGGAUUACGACUUCUCGCAUCUCCUACGACCAAGCGACUUCCGCAAAGAGCGGAGCUUACGAACCAUCAUCCAAACUGUGGACAGCACACUCCAGAAUCUACGCCCAAAACCCUCGGCUUUCUAUCUGGCGCCUCCAGUCCUCUCACAUUCCGCACCCGUAAUAGCUAACAGUAUGGGCAACGAGAUCUGGAGCCCACGGAUGUGGACACUCAUCGACAAGGAAAUGGGCUUGCGACAAUGCGAGAAAUACUCCUACGUUCCAGACGACGAUCCUUUUGAUGGUGCGGGCGAUGGAGGCAGUAUUUGGAGCAUGCAUUACUUCUUCUUCAACAAGGAGAAGAAACGGGUCUGUUAUUUGCAUCUGAGGGGUCUGUCCGUUAUCAGCCAUAGUCCGGUCAGUAGCGCGACAUAUAUCCGCAAACCGUCUGUGACGAGGAAAGUUUCCUCCGUCUCGGUAGGCGAGGGUGCGAGUAAACGCGCGAGUUACUGGUUGGGACGGGACGUAGAGGUCGAUGAUGUGGAAGACGAUGAUGACGAUGACGCGGGGAUGGUGAUUGAGGAUCGGAAUGAUGAUGAGGUUGAAGUGCCGCAUAUGGAUCUCGAUGACAUUCGGGGUGAACUUGCUCGAGGCGGAUAUUAUGAAGGAUAUGAGGGUGAGGACGACGAGGAAAUGUAUGAUGAUGCUUGGUCUGUUCCUGCACGUCCCCGGGGUGUGAGUGAGGAGAUUGGGGAGAUCAUCGAGAUUUGA
This is a messenger RNA of Recurvomyces mirabilis, 1572 nucleotides long. RefSeq names its product RNA polymerase III-inhibiting protein maf1 (gene MAF1). Gene Ontology annotation, biological process: vesicle-mediated transport; negative regulation of transcription by RNA polymerase III. The transcript has 5 exons. Gene Ontology annotation, cellular component: nucleus; AP-1 adaptor complex. The coding region runs from base 1 to 1572 and encodes 523 amino acids. Gene Ontology annotation, molecular function: clathrin-cargo adaptor activity; RNA polymerase III core binding. The record is from RefSeq and is a predicted model, not a curated record. NCBI's taxonomy places the organism in Eukaryota, Fungi, Ascomycota, Dothideomycetes, Mycosphaerellales, Teratosphaeriaceae.